Chironomus riparius is the source of this 1270-nucleotide messenger RNA. Lineage: Eukaryota; Metazoa; Arthropoda; Insecta; Diptera; Chironomidae. The record is from the annotation of a GenBank genome assembly.
GCCGAAGUCAAUGAAUAUAAACAAAAUUUUCACACAUUCAUCCCUAAAUUCUUAUAAGAAUGUUUUAUAUUAAAAGAUUCCUUUACUUUGUUCUCUCUGUAAUAAUAAUCAGCCUGACAGGACAGGUAACUGGAUCUCCUGGUGAUAAAAGUCCAUAUUAUGGGAACUGUGUCAAUAAUUGUCUUAAGAAAACAUGUCAAAACAACGUAAUGCUGUAUAAGAAAGGCAUGGAAGAGAAAUUUAUUGAUCACUUGAUAGAUUUGUGGAGAUAUAGGAACUUUGAAAUUAGCACGUUUGAGAAUUUAAUAACAUGGAAUUGCCGCGAUGAGUGUAAAUAUCAAUGCAUGCAUAAAACAACGAAUGCCUUUAUAGCACGUAAAUGGAAGAUUCCUCAAUUUCAUGGAAAGUGGCCAUUUGUUAGGAUAUUAGGCAUCCAGGAACCAGCAUCAGUAUUCUUUUCACUCCUCAACUUUUUUGUGCACUACAAAGGACUUUUACAAUUUAGACAUGAUGUCAGACCAGAUGCACCACUUUACAAGCUAUGGCACACUUUCUCUGUCAUUUGUCUUAAUGCAUGGACAUGGUCGACAGUGUUUCAUGCUCGAGACUAUCCUUUAACUGAAUUGUUUGACUAUGUGUUUGCCUACUCAAUGGUCUUAGCUUCUUUUUGGUGCAUGAUUCUUAGAGUGAUUCAUGGUAGAUCGAAAAGGAUGACUGUAGCUAUAACAUUAUUGUGUGUACUCUACUUCCUCAAUCAUUUCGCUUACCUAAGUUACAACGCUUUCGAUUAUUCAUACAACAUGCGAGUUAACAUUCUUACAGGAGUGAUUGGAGGAAUAGGAUGGGUAGUUUGGUCUUUGUCGCAAAUUAAAAAGAGACGUUAUGUAUGGAAAAUGCUAGUUUUUGUAACAUUAGCUUUAUCGACCGUAAUAUUGGAAGUUUAUGACUUCCCACCAGUCCUAUGGGCAUUCGAUGCUCACUCAUUAUGGCAUCUAUCGUCGGCUCCAAUUACAAUUUUAUUCUACAAAUUCAUUACCGAUGAUUGUGUUCAAUUGCGAAAAGAAGCAAUAGCUGAGGAAAGACAGAAGCUAAUAUAAUUCCGUACUCAAUUAAUACCAUAUAUGACAGUGUCAUAGUUUGUUAAUUAUUUUUAUAAUUUUGUGAUUAUCUAGUCAAAAUGACUUUUUUGUUUUUAACGGUUUUCUUAAAUUUAAAUUAUUUGAUAAACUAUUGAACAGUUUUGAAACUUAAUUCAAAUUUAAAAUGACCG